Molecule: messenger RNA, 309 nt
Organism: Sphenostylis stenocarpa
Lineage: Eukaryota; Viridiplantae; Streptophyta; Magnoliopsida; Fabales; Fabaceae
Source: the annotation of a GenBank genome assembly
AUGGUUCUUGACUCCCUUUUGUCUACUCCUGUUCUGAGGUCACCAUCUCUCAGGAGGCAGUAUGCGAAGCAUGAACUGGGAAGCUGGUCAACACUGGUGAGGAGGCACCGAUUCCUCUUAGCUGCUAUUGCUUUACUAACUGUCCUCUGUACCAUUUAUCUAUAUUUUGCAAUUACAUUAGGGGCCAAUGACUCCUGCUACGGGUUAAGUGGACCUCAGAAAGCUUCCUGCCAUAUGAAGCUUCUUAAGGCUUCUGCAGCCAAUGGUAAACUCAGAAGUCUGAGACAACCAGGGUUUUAUUUUAAAUAA